This is a messenger RNA of Argiope bruennichi, 2473 nucleotides long. RefSeq names its product malonyl-CoA decarboxylase, mitochondrial-like. Lineage: Eukaryota; Metazoa; Arthropoda; Arachnida; Araneae; Araneidae. The coding region runs from base 260 to 1738 and encodes 492 amino acids. Gene Ontology annotation, biological process: positive regulation of fatty acid oxidation; malonyl-CoA catabolic process; acetyl-CoA biosynthetic process. Gene Ontology annotation, molecular function: malonyl-CoA decarboxylase activity. The transcript has 12 exons. Gene Ontology annotation, cellular component: peroxisomal matrix; mitochondrial matrix. The record is from RefSeq and is a predicted model, not a curated record.
AUAUAAACAAAGUAUGAAAAAUGUGAUUGUGAUAUGAAAGCGAUAAAUUCAGAAUCUGCCUUAGGAUGUUUAUGAACAUAUCAAACAGUCUGUCUGGAAAGAGAAGGAAAUGAAAUGUUUCACGGUCAUUAUUUUCGAAGAUAUGUAGUCAAAAUAAUAUCAAAGAAGUAUUGUAAAAAUCAGGCUUUUUUAUAUAAAAAUAUUUUUUAAAUAUUCGAAUUAUUUGAUUAAUUAAUUCAUAUUGAAUUUUAUUUCAACAAUGUUUUCUUUUGCAAGAUUUUGUUUGUUUUCAUUAAAAUCUCCUAGGCUAACUAUAAAAGUGAGUCAACAAGCAAAAAUGAUAUCAUCUUUAAAAACACCCUUGGAUUUUAUUGUGCAUCCUAGUGAGAUGCCAUUAGAGUCAAAAGCAUAUGAAUUUUGCAAACAAUAUGUUCUGUUAUCAGCUGACCAAAAAUUAGAUGUUUUAAAAGAAAUGUCUGUGAAAUACAAUUUUGACCAAAGUGCUACAGGCAAAGCAGCUGAAUCAUACAUCACUUCUCAGAAUAAAGGAACUGGUGUUAUUUUAAAAGCUGCAGACAGAUUAAAAUCAUCUCUCAAUCCAAGUUAUGCAUAUGCAUUCAAUCGUAUAAGAAAACUUGAUGGUGGAGUAAAAUUUAUAGUUGAUGUCCGUGCAGAUAUUUUGAAAAUGUUGCCAUCUUUGGAUUUCAAUGAUGAAGCAACACAUCAUUUGAAAACUCUUAACAAUUAUGUAAAGGAGAUAUUGUCAUUUUCUUUUAAUGUUGGAUUCAUGAAAUUGGAAAGGAUUACAUGGGAUUCAUCAUGCUACAUGCUGGAAAAAAUUUCACAAUAUGAAGCUGUUCACCCAGUUAGAAGUUGGACUGACAUAAAGCAACGUGUUGGACCCUACAGGAGGUGCUAUGUUUUUACUCACAGCUGCAUGCCUAGAGAACCCAUAGUAGUUUUGCAUACAGCAUUAACAAGUGAGAUAUCCUCCAGCAUUGCAUCCAUUGUGAGACAAACCAAAGCACGUUCAAGUUCCGAGGAUUCCACUGUAAAAUUUCAGAAUGACAUUGAAAAUCCUAAAGAAAUCAAAGCUGCCAUUUUCUAUUCCAUAACUUCUACCCAAAAAGGUCUGCAUGGAAUUGAAUUGGGAAAUCAACUGAUUAAAAAAGUAGUGAAAGAAGUUCUUGCCGAGUUUCCUCAUAUUACUCAGUUGUCAUCACUUUCUCCUAUCCCUGGUUUCCGUGAUUGGUUUUUAAUGGAAAUUAAAAAGAUGAGAGGAGGAAGCUCUGUAAUCUCUUCAUUCUUUUCUGAGAAAGAUCAGUCUGUUUUGAAAAAUGUUUUCUCAGCUGCAGAUCAGCAAAGUUUGUGGAGCAGCCUUCAAAGUCUUGUUGCAUCAAACCAGUGGAUACAUAAUGAAGACUUGAAAGAAUUGUUGAAAACUCCUCUGAUGAAAAUUUGCGCCCACUACUUGUAUUCUGAAAAGAGAAGGUCCAAUGCUCUGAAUAGUGUUGCCCAUUUUCAUCUCAGAAAUGGAGCAGUUAUGUGGCGCUUGAAUUGGUUGGCAGAUCUCUCACCACGUGGUUUGGACAACUCUUGUGGCAUGAUGGUUAAUUACAGGUACUAUUUGGAUGAAACAGAAUUCAAUAGCAAGAAUUAUGUUGAAAAUUAUAUAGUUACUGCAUCUGAUGAUUUUAAGAAUCUCUUGAUUCCAGCACUCAGUAAAUCAUCCCUCUAAUAAUGGUAAAGUUGAAAGGCUUUGGAAAUCUUUCUAAAACAGGAAACUUGAAAGAUCUACUUUUUUCUUUUAUCUCUAUAUCUUAUUGUUUACUUGCACAAAAAUUGAGAAAUGAAAAUACUCCAGAUAAGAAAAUUAUAACGCAAACAUAAUUAAAACUUUCUUGUUAUGAUUUGUAUUUUUGUAAAUAUGUGCAUUUUAAACACUGUUAUUUUUACUUACAAAGUAUAUUUUAUGCUAAUUAAGUGCAAUCUUUUCAGAAGGAAAUAUUACAUUAUGGCUUUGGAGAAAAUGUAUACAUUUUUAUAUUCAAUUUAUUUUUUACAAUUUUUUUUAUAUAAUACAGUGUCAUUAAGCCAGGAGAAAUGGUUUUUGCUCUAAGAGCAUGUUUACAGUAGAGUUAUUAAUUAUCAUCUUGAAUCCCAUGAAAUAAGAUAUGCUUCCAUUACCAGUACCCAUAUAUUUGGGAGAGAAAAAUAUAAAUUAUUAAAAAUGCCCAAGAAAAUAUUUUCUAAACUAUGUUUCAAACAAAGGAUUUCCUUCAUAAGUAAAUUUGUUGAGAGAAGCAGAUGAUUAUUUUAUUGAAUUUAUUUACAAAGAAAAGUUAUGUUUUUUCUCCCCUUCUCUUUUACCAGUUAACAUAGUAUAUAUCUGUGAUGUUCUAGUAUCUGGAUUUUUGGCACUGUACAUUGUAUGUAAUUUCUAAAUAAAUCAUCUAUAAUUUCUAUAUAAAUG